Bombus pyrosoma is the source of this 1704-nucleotide messenger RNA. It is a transcript of the gene Nemp, whose product is annotated as nuclear envelope integral membrane protein 1. The coding region runs from base 142 to 1161 and encodes 339 amino acids. NCBI's taxonomy places the organism in Eukaryota, Metazoa, Arthropoda, Insecta, Hymenoptera, Apidae. The record is from RefSeq and is a predicted model, not a curated record. The transcript has 7 exons. Gene Ontology annotation, cellular component: nuclear envelope.
UGUUAUCGAAAGUCGCUUAUUUCGAUUUUGAAAUUUCAAACGGGCACUUACUGAUAAAUUCAGUGUUGUUCUAUCCUGUAGAACCAGAUAGUACUUAUAGAUUAAGGUUAAAAUAUUGGUUAUUUUUUGCUCGAUCAUAAAAUGGGCAACGGAAUAGUAAACCCGUUAAGUGCAGUUAUUUUUUUACUUAUUUUUGAUUGUGUGUACACAGAAUCUGCAUCAACCACGGAAUCAAUACACUUUUUAAAGCCAGGAGAUGUUAUUGAAAAUAACAAGCCUGGAUUACAAACUUUCUGUCAUAGUGCCAAACCAAAAUAUAUGAAACAUAUGUGGGAAAGUUUAACAAUAUACUUAAGAACAAAUAUAGAAAAUUAUGAUGUUUACAAUGGGAAAACUCCUGAAGAAGUAAUACAAAAGCACGAUGACAAUCAUAGGUCCUGGAAUUUUAAUAUAUUUAGCAUAAAGAAGGAUAAAAAAUUCAAAAUUAAUCCUUUCGAAGAUGUAUGUAUUGGUAUAUAUGUGCAUCCAUCCAAUUUGCACAAAUAUACAGUGGGCAUGAUAGAAACACGUACCGAUAGCUCCGCAUUAAUAUUAAUGGUGGUAGGCGCUGUAUUAUUUUGGAGCGCUUAUAAACUCAGUAAAAAUACUCUAUUUUAUUAUUUGAUGAGUAUAAUGCUUGGAAUCACCACCUCCAUUAUAAUUUUAGUGUACUUCAUUAGUAAAUUUCUACUAAAGGGUAAGAUGAUGUAUAUCACGGUCCUCACUGGUUGGACAAUGAGUUUUUAUCUGUUUCAAAUGUUAUGGGAAAAUACCCAACUAAUCAUCGUGCAGUAUAGGGAAUGGGUGGCGUGGUACAUUUUAAUCACGUCUGUCAUCAGUUUCGUCAUUUCUUAUCGGUUUGGCCCAAUUACGAAUGUUAGGACGAAAAGAAUUAUACAGUGGUUCUUGCAGAUAAUAGGAUUGAUUACCAUGUAUAAUAGCAGUUAUUUACACGAAGCAUCAGCCUUUCUUUGUAUCUUAAUUUUCUUACUUUAUAAGUUUUCUACUAUAUUAACUCAAAAAGGCAGCACUUACUGUGAUCAUACAAGGCGAAAAAAAGAAAGCUUCCCAGAUAGUAGGAGAGCAAGGAAAGAAAGAAUUACGUACUCUCGAAAAUAUUAAUCUGCUUUGGAACAAAGUGAUUCGCAUCAAAUUCCUGCUGAUUCUAUAGACCCAUUUACUUCUUAUUCUUUUAUGCAUUUUCCCUUCCCGUCGAAGACAUUCAAAAGUGAAAUUUCACCUCAGCCACAAACGACCCAGGUUGUCCACUGUGGGUUGAUAUCAAUUAUAAUUACUCAUAUUCGUAUUCUUAUAUAUUAUCUCAUAUUCGCUCAUAUUCUGCUUAUUGUUAAUUUUUUAAUUUGUGUUAAUAAACCGUUCUGUAUUACUUCGUAGCAUUUUGUUAUUUCGAUUAAAAGGACGCAGAAAACAAUAGUCAAUCAGACUGUCUCAUCUAUUCCAUUUUUAUCACUUUUAUUCGUUCGAUAAACAUUCGAUCAAUAUUUUGAAUGCGUUUUCAUUAUACUUACCGAAGCUAGAGUCUGAUAUGAAUAGCGAUCUCGAAUAAUUGCUAAUGGCAAUCGAGAGUAGCGCGUAACCAUAACAGGAAUAGCAACAAUAGUAGUAGCGAUAGUGAUGGUAAUAAUAACGACAGCAUUAGUAUUA